Molecule: messenger RNA, 1152 nt
Organism: Microplitis mediator
Lineage: Eukaryota; Metazoa; Arthropoda; Insecta; Hymenoptera; Braconidae
Gene: MED19
Product: mediator of RNA polymerase II transcription subunit 19
Exons: 5
Coding region: 333-1061 (242 amino acids)
Biological process (GO): positive regulation of transcription by RNA polymerase II
Cellular component (GO): mediator complex
Molecular function (GO): transcription coregulator activity; transcription factor binding
Source: RefSeq, a predicted model, not a curated record
AAGAUGUAUUGCAGAGAUUGGAGUACCUUCUGUUUUAUUAUCUCAGGAAUAUCAAGAAUCCAAUAUUCGGUCAUUCUCAAUCGGUGUUUAACCGUAAAAGAUUCUGUUUUAUAAAUUAUUAGCAAUGAUUUAGUUUGUUUAAAAAUAAGUCAUAUUAUUAAAUAAAAUCAUUAAUGUAGAUUAAUAUUUAUAUUUAUACCAAACAACAGGGGGUGUGUAUUAUUUUUAAAAAAUAUAAUUAUUUACUUGUAUUUUAAUAUUAAAUAACUUAUGAAUGUAAACGAGUGUUUAGUGUUGAUCUUGGCUUGGUUAAAAAAGAUUAAAACGAAGGGAUGAUGAUGGGUGAUCAAUUUCGUAGCAAAGUCGAACAAUAUUCACCAAAAUCAUCGCCAAGGGGUGCACGUUCCCCUGUUGUAUCACGUCAAGAUUCAACAGGAACACUAAAAACAACAAUAUCCCUUGGAAAAAAUCCUUCAAUUGUUCACAGUGGACCUUUUUAUUUGAUGAAAGAACCUCCUGGGGAAAGUGAACUUACUGGAGCAACUAAUUUGAUGGCCUAUUAUGGCCUCGAACACUCGUAUAGUAAAUUCAGUGGUAAAAAAUUAAAGGAACAACUUUCAUCAUUUCUUCCAAGUCUUCCUGGUACUAUUGAUACACCUGGACAUCAAGAUAAUAGUUCCUUGAGAUCUGUGAUUGAGAAACCACCAAUUGGAGGAAAAGAAUUACUUCCAUUAACAAGUGUUCAACUGUCAGGUUUUCGAUUACAUCCUGGGCCUUUACCUGAACAAUAUCGAUAUGUUAAUCAAGCGCCUCAAAGGAAGCACAAGAAUAAACAUAAGAAACAUAAACAUAAACCUGGAGAUGUUCCAGCUGGACAAGAGAUAGCGACCACUGAUAUCGGUGGUUCGGAUACCCACGAAAAGAAACACAAAAAACAGAAAAGACACGACGAAGAAAAAGAAGCCAGGAAGAAACGUAAGAAAGAAAAGAAACGGAAAAAACAAAAACACAGUCCUGAACAUCCUGGUGGACUCACGCCGUCGCAGCAUUCCAACUCGUGAUUGACAAUUACUUUUUUUAUACGUUUAUCUAAUUGUAAGCUGGCCAAUCGUGGAGAAUUUUUUGCUCAUUUAAACAAACUAAACUAAAAAC